Messenger RNA from Scylla paramamosain (green mud crab), 609 nucleotides. RefSeq lists its product as uncharacterized. Bases 1 to 609 code for a protein of 202 amino acids. The transcript has a single exon. Lineage: Eukaryota; Metazoa; Arthropoda; Malacostraca; Decapoda; Portunidae. The record is from RefSeq and is a predicted model, not a curated record.
AUGGCCUUUCAAGUUCCCCGAUGUUACAAGCGAGAGGAGAUGGGGGACGUUAUAUUAUACCAACUACAUCGCUUCAGCGAUGCCUCUCAGAAGGCAUGUGGAGCAGUGUCAUAUUUGCGCAUGAUAGGUGCAAAACGGGGAAAGCCACUGUUCUAUAAUGUAUGGCAAAGCAAAGCCAGCUCCCUUGAAACAGCUCACCGCCGCAGUUCUCGCGGUAAACUUCAUCGACAGCUAAAGAAUAAGCUGGACACUCCGCUAGAAAAGUCAAUAUUCUGGACAGAUAGCGUUAUAGUGCUGCAAUACAUAAGGAACUCAGAGAAAUGGUUUUGCAUCUUCGUAGUGAACUGCAUCAUGUUGAUCAAAGAGCGGACAAUGUCAGAACAAUGGAGAUAUGUGAACUCAUCAUUAAAUCCAGCUGAUAACGCUUCCAGAAGCUUAUCUGCUGCAGAGAUAUCCGCAGAUUGUCGAUGGACGCAGGGACCAUUGUUUCUAUGGAAAGGGGAACACGAAUGGCUGAGUCAGAGUAAGGAUGGUCGCAACUGGCAUCAUGAUCCAGAGUUCCUUAAUGACAACCAUCCAACAGAGCUCUGCAUGCGGACGCCCCCCUGA